Neltuma alba is the source of this 816-nucleotide messenger RNA. RefSeq names its product NAD(P)H-quinone oxidoreductase subunit O, chloroplastic. The transcript has 6 exons. The record is from RefSeq and is a predicted model, not a curated record. NCBI's taxonomy places the organism in Eukaryota, Viridiplantae, Streptophyta, Magnoliopsida, Fabales, Fabaceae. The coding region runs from base 47 to 586 and encodes 179 amino acids. Gene Ontology annotation, cellular component: plasma membrane. Gene Ontology annotation, molecular function: oxidoreductase activity, acting on NAD(P)H, quinone or similar compound as acceptor.
AAUCUCUUAUCUCUGAAUUGGAAGACACAAGAAUUGUGUCUACCUCAUGGCUUUCACGGGAACUCUCUGGCGCAACUCCUUCUCGUCUUCUUGCCUUCAUUUCCCACACACCUUAAGAAGUAAAUCUCUUCAUUUCGCAUCGCCAUCGAUUAUUCGAGCACAGCAAGAUGCUGCAGCAGACAAACCAAAUGCUUCUCAGACCAAAACUGAAGGAUCUUCCAAUGCUCAACCUUCCGCCACUCCUCCGAAAACUCCCAAAAAGCCUGUCUAUUCCAUGAAGAAAGGUCAGAUUGUGAGGGUGGACAAGGAGAAGUAUCUCAAUAGCAUCAAUUAUCUAUCUGUUGGGCACCCACCUUACUACAAAGGAUUAGACUACAUUUACGAAGACCGGGGCGAGGUCUUGGACAUUCGUAUAUUUGAAACAGGAGAAUAUGCACUUAUCGCAUGGGUUGGAAUCCCCACCGCUCCAGCCUGGCUUCCUACAGACAUGCUUAUCAAGAUGACUCAACUCCCAACCUCAAUUCUAAUAGCACUAAAAGUCUUGGGGAAUAGGCUAUCUUUCUACGCGAAUGCAUUACUGAGGUGAUCUGAUUCUCUGUUUUCCUUGCAGUCAGACAGGCUCAUCUAUGAUAGAUUAUGACCUCUGCUUGGGGAACAGAGUUAUCUUGAAAAGCGAAGACUUCGCAUUUUUGUGAUGUUGCAAGAUGGAAAGUCUGUAAAUGCUUGGUUUAGGACAUCAUUGCUACUUCAUACAUCAUCUUCAAGGAAGAAUUAUCUAGUCAUUUCAAAUAGAAAGUACUCCUUUGAUUCUAUUUA